AGACGUCGUUACUUUCGUGUCAGGAACUCGGAUAGCUUCUGAUCGUCAGCCUUCCUUCACCGUAGAUUCCGUCUCUUUGCACUCUGCCAUCCCGGUCGUGUUCCCGCGCCUUUUAUAACAUCGAUUUCUUUCCGAAUCCGCGGUUUGCGCUCUUGGUGUUACUAAAUUAAACUGCGUGCGUCUUCCAACCAUGGCCUGGUCUUUGCCGCGCUUGGGUCUAGUCAGCACGCAACACGGGCGCAUCUAUUUAGUAAUCCGUGCGUCCCCGUACUGACAAAAGCUUUUGAAUGUUGUCGAUGGCAAUUUCUAUACCUACUCUACUGCAAAAGAUAAAAAUAAAAAAUAACACCUGAUAGUAGAGGAAUUAGGAGGAAGGAAGGAGUUGUUGCUAUUGCAUGUUGCAUAAAUUCAAAAAUAGAUCCAGACUUGACUGUGUCUAAUUCCACUCACUCACAGGCAUGGCUGCUCAUCUCAUCGUUCUUUUCCUCUUCAGUGUGCUAAAAGGAGUUCACAGCAUAACUACAGUCAGUAAAGUCUCAGUGAAAGCUGGAAAAUCUAUCUCCAUCCCAUGUCUCUAUCACUACCAAUACACAGACCAUGUGAAGUACUUGUGUGAAGGUUAUUAUUGGAUGUCCUGCAGCUAUGCAGUGAAAACAAAUGAAGCAGACCCUUCAGGAAAGUAUUUAAUCUCUGAUGACAAAAAACAUCAAAUUUUCACUGUGACUAUAAACAAUCUGACAAAUCAAAACAGUGAUUACUGGUGUGGACUGGAGAAUACAGCACUAGAUAAUAGAGCGUAUUUUCAGCUGUUAGUUACCAAUGGUACUCCAAGUCUCUAUGUGGAUCAUCAGAGGAUUACAGGAUAUAUUGGAGAAAACAUAACCAUCAGAUGUCACCACAGUAACUCUGGAGAAAUGAAGUGGUGCAGGCUGGACAGGAACUGUGUGACAGGAUCAUCUGGAUCUAUGGAUGGAACAACAGUGAGCACUGAUAUGAGAGACCCAAAUAUUUUCACAGUGACCAUGAGUGGACUAAAGUCAAAUGACAGUGGCUGGUAUUGGUGUGCUGAAGGGGACAUUCAGAUACCAGUAUAUUUAACUGUUACUGAGAAAUUUAACACUACCACUACCCCUACUACUAUCAGUAUUACUUCUCAUGCUGUUGCUGGAAAUGGAAAAUUGACUACAAUGGAGCAAUGGAAUAAUUUUACAAUUGUAGAAAAUAAACAACACAGAGCUUCAUUUCCCCCAAAGAUCCUCAUCAUCCCUCUGAGUGUUUUGAUCAUGAUUGUAAUUGUGGUGCUGUUCAUCUGGUUUAUACUCAGACACAAACAGAGCAAAGCAGAAUCAUCAGCCACAGCAAUGGUUGGAGAGGAAGUAACAUACUCUGAAGUUAGAACCAAGAAAAAAUGUUCACCCAAGGCUGUAACCGAAGUAACAUACUCUGAAGUCAGACCCAUGAAAAAACGUUCACCCAAGAGUUCAUUUGCUGAAAGUGACAUGGAACUCGUGCACAGUUCUGUUGUUGAGAAACAGCGUAAUAAAAGGGCUGAAGGAAAAGAAACAGAAGUUACAUACAGCACAUUAGCUAAUCUCUACUGAAAUGCUUUGACAUUCAAACUCUUUUGUGUGUAUUUUAGUCUGUGUGUGUUCUUUCAGUCUUCGUCAGAUCGUCUGUGUUACCACCCAUCUCGGCUUGUCAAGGUUUUUUCAUGACUUUUUGUUCUGGGCAUGUUCACGUUUCUAGUUCAUGUUUUUUGAUGUCAUAGUUCCUCUCAUGCCCCAGUGCAAAAUCAUGUUCAUAGUUGUUCAUAGUCUGUCCUAGUGUUCCCAGUUUAGGAUUUAGUUUAGUUUUCGCUACGGCCCAUGUUGCCUUGUUUUGUUUCUUGUAAUCAACCGUAAUAAAGGCUUGUUUUUUCUUUAACACUCAAGUCAAGUUCUU
This is a messenger RNA of Oreochromis niloticus (Nile tilapia), 1941 nucleotides long. RefSeq names its product polymeric immunoglobulin receptor. Gene Ontology annotation, cellular component: plasma membrane. The coding region runs from base 459 to 1601 and encodes 380 amino acids. The transcript has 10 exons. The record is from RefSeq and is a predicted model, not a curated record. NCBI's taxonomy places the organism in Eukaryota, Metazoa, Chordata, Actinopteri, Cichliformes, Cichlidae. Gene Ontology annotation, molecular function: transmembrane signaling receptor activity.